This is a messenger RNA of Alternaria rosae, 1533 nucleotides long. RefSeq lists its product as uncharacterized. Bases 1 to 1533 code for a protein of 510 amino acids. NCBI's taxonomy places the organism in Eukaryota, Fungi, Ascomycota, Dothideomycetes, Pleosporales, Pleosporaceae. The record is from RefSeq and is a predicted model, not a curated record. The transcript has 2 exons.
AUGUCGUCGCAAAGUCUCAAUCCCCAAUGGCAGGGCGGCUGGCAGACACAGCGGCGCCAGCAGUCGCCGCCGCAACAGCCUGUGUACCCAAACAAUCGACAUUCACAGGCCUCUUCGCCCGACCAUUCAUACUAUGGACACUAUGCACCUGCAUCAGGAUCAUAUAUACAACCACACUACAGCGAAGACAUAUCAGUACCUUUCAUUGCAGAGCUGCCAGCGCCGUUGCCUCCGGCCCCACCGACUACGACUUCUGGGGAGCAAUUGAAGCAGGAUGAGCUGCUUGCGCAUAGGAUGCAACAUUUGGAGGUAGAAGGAGUUCGAAAGAGAUCGGUUAGUGCAGUAAGCCAACAUCAACGCCCUGCAAGUAUGAUGCCGCCCAGCUCUCAGCGUCUAUCACCACUCCUACAUCAGCAACGAUCUGCGCAGGCUUUACGAUUACAUUCAAAAAGCUCGCUUCGACCCCAUUCGAGAAGUGUCGGAGCGGCCGCCGAACCAUGGAGUCCUGGAUCAUUCGAACAACCGCGAGAUCCAAAUCUGUUCAGCACCUUACCGGAAGUGGUCGUCGAGCAUGAUACGGAUAAAGAUCUCAAGUCACCACUUGAAAACUUACCGAUUCCAGUCUUGCUGGAUCAACAGCCCACGGUCCGGCUACAGGAGCCCAUAAGACGCCCAUCAGUCGCACUAGAAUCAAUGUCGUUGCCUGGAUAUCUCGAGCAGUACCGCCAAACACCGUAUCCGCCUCAGUGGAACCUUCCGCCUGUUGUUUCUGCACUGUAUGCUUACCAGGAGAGCAAACGGUCAUCCGGAUCCAGCUGGCUGGACACACCAGAGUCGUGCGCAUGGCGAACAAUACGCCCCUCGGAGCAUGCACGCAAUCCUGUUCCACCGGCGUACAUGUUUAGAUUUAAAAGCACGUCUGGCAGCUUCCGCAGCCCAAAAUUUUCGUGGACAAUGGCAUGUCCCGAUGACCCCAUUGAACCGGGAAAGAAAGUUUCGAAAGCACAGCAGACCACAUGGGCUUAUGAACUCAAGCUGGAUCCCAGGACCAAUCUACGCAAGUCAGAAGUCUUACUUCAUGGUGGUCCAAACGCAAGAUCCACCAUGACAACUUAUUUGCACGCGCUCAAUUACGACUCACUGCGCUUCAUCGGUCCAGAUGGACGCGCAUAUAUGUGGGUUACAAGCACCAAGGUUUCCUCCAUCCACGGUUCACGAUACGACACAGUGAGACAUGCGCUCUUCGCCGCCAUAGGGAACAAUCCCGAUCCGCUGUAUGGUGGCAUCGUUGCAGACCACUGCUUCUGGGAUGGACAUGUUGAUGCAAGCGGGGGUUAUCUCCCUGAUGAAUCUAUCUACAUACGCCAGACGACCGUGGACCCGGCACUUGUCGUAGCGACAUUGCAGGUGAUGAAAGAGUGGGAAAAGCAUACACUCAGACAAGAGAAAAGGAAGAACCCCAAAGCCUUUGUAGCAGCUGAAGAAGAAGCCCGGAGAUGUGAACUUGGUGCCUCCAGCUAUUGGCAAGCCUGA